Molecule: messenger RNA, 1158 nt
Organism: Helobdella robusta
Lineage: Eukaryota; Metazoa; Annelida; Clitellata; Rhynchobdellida; Glossiphoniidae
Exons: 5
Biological process (GO): regulation of monoatomic ion transmembrane transport; potassium ion import across plasma membrane
Cellular component (GO): plasma membrane
Molecular function (GO): inward rectifier potassium channel activity
Source: RefSeq, a predicted model, not a curated record
CAGCGUGGUCGUUCGUUCGCGACACGCCACACGCGACGAUUAGUCUUCAAGGAUGGCAGCUGCAAUGUGACUAGCGCUAACGUCACGCAGCGGAAGAAGAAAUAUUUGGUGGAUAUUUUCACAACGUGCGUCGAUAUGAGAUGGAGGUACUUGCUGGCUCUGUUCGCUGGGACUUUCCUGGUCAGCUGGUUCUGUUUCGCACUCUGCUGGUACGUGAUUGCCAUCGUUCACGGCGACCACUUGCUGCCCAGGCAUGCAAAUGACGAGCAAAAAAAUGAUUGUGAGCCUUGCGUUAGCAACGUUUACGAUUUCGUCAGUGCGUUGUUGUUUUCAAUUGAAACACAACACACAAUAGGAUACGGUUAUAGGGUAGUGGAGCCAACAUGCCCACAGGCCAUCAUUCUCUUAAUGGUCCAAUCAUGUCUGGGCGUUUUUGUCCAGUCCCUAAUGACCGGACUGAUCUUCGUAAAACUUUCUCAACCCAAGAAAAGAGCCCAUACGAUUAUGUUUAGCAGGAAGGCAGUCAUCACGAAAAGGGAUGGGGUGUACUGUCUGCUGUUCCGUGUGGGGGAUAUGAGGAGGUCACAUUUUGUCGGGACUUCCAUAAGGGCCCUACUUGUCAAGGAUCGAGUUACUCGGGAAGGCGAAUGCAUUCCGUUAUGUCAGUUUCCUCUGGACGUGAAGACUGAAACAUCGGCCGGAGAUGCCUUCGUCUUCAUGGUCUGGCCCGUGGUUGUGGUACACAAGAUCGAUCCCUCCAGUCCCUUGUGGGAGUUGUCCGCCUCCCAAUUGUUGCAGGAAAAAUUUGAAAUCAUCGUAAUCAUGGAAGGUGUAGUAGAAUCAACAGGCAUGACGGCCCAGGUGCGCACCUCAUACCUCCCUUCAGAAAUUCUGUGGGGGCACUGUCUGGCACCCCUCCUAACCUACCAGAAAGAAAAUGGCCAAUACAAAAUUGACUAUGCCCAAUUUCACGCCAUUCUGCCCGUCCAAGAUAUGCCUGAAUGCAGUGCCAAAGUCUAUUUAAAUCUCAAAGAGAAGUUGCCUGUCGGACAGGUUUUUGUUGUUAACUUUGAGUGUGCGUGUAUGUGUUGUGUGUGUGUGUGUGUGCGUGUGUGUGUGUGUGCUUGUGUGUGUGUGUAUGUGUUAAUAGUUUAUUGA